Messenger RNA from Nymphaea colorata (pocket water lily), 961 nucleotides. RefSeq lists its product as uncharacterized. The transcript has 2 exons. NCBI's taxonomy places the organism in Eukaryota, Viridiplantae, Streptophyta, Magnoliopsida, Nymphaeales, Nymphaeaceae. The record is from RefSeq and is a predicted model, not a curated record. The coding region runs from base 246 to 692 and encodes 148 amino acids.
CGUCUCUAGCAGGCGGAAGGGACAGCUCGGGCAUCGCGUGGGGUAGGGCAAGAUUGGAGGGGAACCCCAGCGCUCGCCGGGGGAUGGAAAUCGGAGGAGAGAGCAGGCUGGGGCAUCGCGUGGGGAAGGGAAAGCUCGGAGGGGAACCCCCGUCGCUCGCUGGGGGGAUGGAAAUUGAAGGAGACAGAAACUAGGAGGGGAGCAUUUUAGGGCAUCGAGUGGGGAAAGGAAAGCUCGUCAGGGAUAUGGAAAUCGGCGGGAUGAUGGAGCUCGACAAUAGGGAUGAGUUUCCAGACCUAGGGAGCACGGAUAGCGCAACCCAAAGGAGAGGAGCAAAGUGCGACAACUCCAACCUGCACGAAAUGAAAAUAGAUAGCGGUGACAAGGAUAUGCAGCAGGGCGAAGGUGAUGCUCCAAUCACCCCUCAAACGAGAAAGUUACAAGGGUGGGCAGGCGUUGUUGCAGGUAGCCAGGAGUCGGAUUUUCAGGAGUGCCCAGCGGCGACUGUGGACAGAUCUGGGGAUGAACCCACGGUGGUCUUCCCUGCUGAGGCGUACCAGAAAAUGGAGGAGCAAUAUCGUUUUGCGGUUGUAGCUGGCUUCUAUGGAGGUAGAUUGAACAUGGGCAUGGAUUACAGGUGCUGUCUUCAUCCACUCUUCUCUACACCAUCCAAAGAUCAUCAUCACAAGUAGCAGGUUCUCAAGGGUCAUCAUCUCAAAAGUCUACAUGGACAGGGUCUGAAAUACUGUCUGAUCUCAUUAAUCCCCCUUUUUUACAUAACUGUGAUAGCCUAGGUGCCAUUCUUGUUUCUCAACCCCCUUAAUAGAGAUAACUAUAUUACAUAGAAUAGAUCAAGGAGUAUGGCUCUUAUAGCAAAAAAUAAAUAUAAAUUUCGUCGGCGGUUCAAUUUUGAACCAGAUUAUGAUUAUUUGGAGCAUAUGUUUUGGAUAUGUUGCAACAA